AUGCUCGACCCAUCUGCAAUUACUUACCUAUCUGACUUUCCUCAGGCACAAUGCCAAAUCUUCGCCACUACAUACAACCCAGAAGGUAUGCGCAUGGGCACCAAGGUCCUGCGCCAGCGAUUAAAAGGCCCAGCCCUCGCCGCCUACUAUCCGAGGAAAGUUGCUACAAUCAAGGACGUGAAACGCGAAUUCGGACCAGUACUAGCAACGUGGGAUGAGGCCGAAGAAGACCGUUUUGAAUACAUUGAAGAGUUGAAGCAGCGUGGAAAGAGCGCGCCAAAGAAGAAACGCGGUGCUCCAGCCGAGAAGCCAGGCAAGAAACGAUAA
Metarhizium album ARSEF 1941 is the source of this 327-nucleotide messenger RNA. Its product is annotated as Ribosomal protein S27/S33, mitochondrial. The record is from RefSeq and is a predicted model, not a curated record. Bases 1 to 327 code for a protein of 108 amino acids. NCBI's taxonomy places the organism in Eukaryota, Fungi, Ascomycota, Sordariomycetes, Hypocreales, Clavicipitaceae. Gene Ontology annotation, cellular component: mitochondrion. The transcript has 3 exons.